Dipodomys ordii (Ord's kangaroo rat) is the source of this 1743-nucleotide messenger RNA. RefSeq names its product wingless-type MMTV integration site family, member 11 (gene Wnt11). Gene Ontology annotation, biological process: cell fate commitment; multicellular organism development; neuron differentiation. The transcript has 5 exons. The coding region runs from base 235 to 1299 and encodes 354 amino acids. NCBI's taxonomy places the organism in Eukaryota, Metazoa, Chordata, Mammalia, Rodentia, Heteromyidae. Gene Ontology annotation, molecular function: frizzled binding; cytokine activity. Gene Ontology annotation, cellular component: extracellular region. The record is from RefSeq and is a predicted model, not a curated record.
GUGCCGUGCGGGGCGGGAGGGGAGGCCCGGGACGUGCGGCCUCCCGGGUCCGACCCCUCCUUUGUAAUUUGAAUAAAACGCCUCCCCGCCCGGGCGCAGCCUUAACCCGCCACCCCGCUUUCCCUGACUGCAGGCGGCGUGCGCGCAGGACCGGCGGCGGUGGCUUUCGGGCGACGGGACUUCGGCGCGGCUUCGGCGGCGGGGUGCGAUCCCCGGGCGCUCCCGGGCGCAAGGAUGAGGGCGCGGCCGCAGGUUUGCGAGGCCCUGCUCUUCGCCCUGGCGCUCCACACCGGGGUGUGCUAUGGCAUCAAGUGGCUGGCACUAUCCAAGACACCUGCGGCCUUGGCACUGAACCAGACGCAGCACUGCAAGCAGUUGGAGGGCCUGGUGUCUGCGCAGGUACAGCUGUGUCGCAGCAACCUGGAGCUCAUGCGCACCAUCGUGCAUGCCGCCCGCGAGGCCAUGAAGGCCUGCCGCAGGGCCUUUGCUGACAUGCGUUGGAACUGUUCCUCCAUCGAACUCGCCCCCAACUACCUGCUUGACCUGGAGAGAGGGACCCGGGAAUCUGCCUUCGUGUAUGCGCUGUCCGCCGCCACCAUCAGCCAUGCCAUCGCCCGGGCCUGCACCUCUGGCGACCUGCCGGGCUGCUCCUGCGGGCCUGUCCCAGGUGAGCCCCCCGGGCCCGGGAACCGCUGGGGAGGAUGUGCGGACAACCUCAGCUACGGGCUCCUCAUGGGGGCCAAGUUUUCCGAUGCUCCUAUGAAGGUGAAAAAAACAGGAUCCCAAGCCAAUAAACUGAUGCGUCUACACAACAGUGAAGUGGGGAGACAGGCUCUGCGCGCCUCUCUGGAAAUGAAAUGUAAAUGCCAUGGAGUGUCUGGCUCCUGCUCCAUCCGUACCUGCUGGAAGGGGCUGCAGGAGCUCCGGGAUGUGGCUGCUGAUCUCAAGACCCGCUACCUGUCAGCCACCAAGGUAGUACACCGACCCAUGGGCACCCGCAAGCAUCUGGUGCCCAAGGACCUGGACAUCCGGCCCAUAAAGGACUCCGAACUCGUCUAUCUGCAGAGCUCACCUGAUUUCUGCAUGAAGAAUGAGAAGGUGGGCUCCCACGGGACCCAAGACAGACAGUGCAACAAGACGUCCAACGGCAGUGACAGCUGCGACCUCAUGUGCUGUGGGCGUGGCUACAACCCCUACACGGAUCGCGUGGUGGAGCGGUGCCACUGCAAGUACCACUGGUGCUGCUACGUCACCUGCCGCAGGUGCGAGCGCAUGGUGGAGCGCUACGUGUGCAAGUGAGGCCCCGCCCACAGCUGCUCCAUUAGCGGCGCGUGCACUCUGGACUGGUGGGGGGGGGCACUGCCCCACCCACAGGGGCACUGAAGCCCUAUGGACUUCCUUGCAAAUUCUGCAUGCCCAGCGUGCUGUGCUUCUACUUGGAAGCCACCAGGAACAGAAGGCCUGGACAGAAGGGCCAGGACAUCAAAGAAAACCGAUAGGAUUAAAAAUAACCUGGCAGCCAGAGGCCCCCCGGAGUGCCCACACCAUGCUGCCUUCCAGGCUGGCCUAAGGAGCCAGGGGCAGAGAGAGAUGGGUGAGACUGUGCGGACUUGACCUUUGAAGUCCAGAGAGAGAGAGAGAGAGAGCAGCUUUCUGGAAUGUUCUGCGGGGCCCUGGGCCCACCACAUGGAACCACUAGCUUGGGUUGUAAAUUUUUCUUUUUUUUUUUUUCCUUCUGGGAUG